Motacilla alba alba is the source of this 16038-nucleotide messenger RNA. It is a transcript of the gene FARP1, whose product is annotated as FERM, ARH/RhoGEF and pleckstrin domain protein 1. Lineage: Eukaryota; Metazoa; Chordata; Aves; Passeriformes; Motacillidae. The transcript has 26 exons. Bases 6080 to 9085 code for a protein of 1001 amino acids. Gene Ontology annotation, molecular function: guanyl-nucleotide exchange factor activity; cytoskeletal protein binding. The record is from RefSeq and is a predicted model, not a curated record. Gene Ontology annotation, cellular component: cytoskeleton.
ACUCCCAAGUGGGAGCAGAGAGUGCACAGGUUCUUGCCAAUUCUGGCCUUUAAAUUGCAAAUGAUUGUAGUGCUUUUGAUGUUCAACAUUCAGGGAUACCCUUCUUUUUACAGAGUUGCUAAUUACCUGGUUCAUUAAAAGUAGAACUAUAUUGCUAUGAAUGAGAGUUAAGCCUUCCUUUCAAACCUAAUGCUAAACUUCCUAAAAGCACAGUAACCUGAUGUCAACCACCUGCUGAUUUUAUACCCAACUCGUGUAAAAAUUGGUGAUUUCAAAAAGACUCCUCACCUUUUAUAAACUGUAUUUGACGAAGCAGCUCUAACACUGCAGUAUACGUGCUUGACCUACUUAACAAUUCAGAUUUCUGAAGUUCCAUAUGGUGGGAUUGGUAGAUACUAAAAGACUUGGAAGGUGAUGGUGAAACGAUGCCUUCACUCUCUUUGUGUGUGUUCGGAUAAAUUUGAAUCUCUACUUCCCUCUAGCUGCUGUUCUGUCUCGGUGUCCUUAUUGUUGUGGGGGCAGCAGAACUUCUAGGGUUUUUUCUCACUUGCAUGCUAGGUUCUUCUCCCUAUAGCAGUGUCUUGCCACCAGCUGUGCCUGCUUCUGCCUCAGCCACACAGCUAUUGAUGUUAAACAGGCAUAACUCCCAGCUGCUUUGGUUUGACCACCAUGCUGUGCUCUGUCAGCGUAGCAGCAGCUGUGCCAUUUUGGCCUCUUGAUAAUUCCAUACUGUAGCUCCUUAACUACACUUCAGAGCAUUCAGUUUACCUCAGACUCUAGAAUAUGGCUUUCCAUUGAUACAUGCUUGGCUGAAUAUCCAUGAAGGUGUUUUUGCAGCCCUGAGAAGCCAAGAGUAAUCCUAGGCUCUGUAGAAUCAGUGUAUUAGGUCCAUGCACACAGCAUGUAAAGACUCUCAGAUGUUCCCGGUGAGUUGAAUUCCCAUACACCUCAGAGGGUUUUUGUCAGAGCACUGCCAGAGUGAUUUGCAAGAGUGAGAACUGAUCAUGCAACCCCUGUUUGGCAGAAAAUAACAGUGGUAGUACAGGUAAUCUCGCAUAGCUGGUAUUUAGAUAAUUUCUGCUCUGCUGCAUGCUUGCAAGUGAUUUUUACCAUCUCUUCGUUGUUUUAGGUGGAAGACAGAACUCUCGUGAGUUCAGCCACUGGAUCAGUUCAUAGUCUUGGUCUGAUUUAUUUUCUGCUAGCUUAACUGCCUAAUUUUCUUUCAGUUGUAAAUAAAAUGUACUUAGAAUAAGCCUGAGGAUUACUUUAUCAAAGAGUCAAAUGGGGCUGCAUAUUUACAACAGUGAAGUAGGCUGUGCCUUAGUAACACUAUGAAUGUUGCAGAACAGUAAGCAAGAACAUUGGAGUGGUUCAAAAUUUAUUGUGUAAUUUCUAGAUUCCUCUGCUGCUAAAAAUGGUUCUAAGACCUAAUGAAGGCUCCACAGAUUAAUGAAAAUGUGAGUCUUAUUUGGUACAUGGUCAUUAGGUGGAAUAUGAUUCAUAUCGCUACCAGUCCAUAGUACAGCAGUGGCCUGCUAACUUUAAAAAAUAUUGAACAAAUUAGUCUGUUAAUAUGCACUCUUGGUGGAAGAUUUGAAACAUGAAGUGUAUGUAUUGUAAGUACUAUCUAAAUUUUAUCUCUCCAUCGUGCAUGUGGUCCCUCUGGAUUAAUGGCAGUGCAGCAUGAGCAAAUCUGCACUCUCUCUCUCUCUUUUGUUAUUAAGUGACUGGGGUUUAUGAAGUCUGCCUUGCUCUGUACUUGCUUAAAACCUUCCAAAAUGGCCUUUCUCUUGCACAGCAUCACAUCACUAUAACAUAGUUUCAGCUCUGUCCUGGUGCUCAGUGAUCAAGUACAACUGAUCAUCCUUUUAAAGUUUGAAAGCAUCUUCCACUUUUCCAGAGGGCUGGAUGUUUACUUUUGUGGGAACAAUUUUGUGGCCUCCUAGAGAGGUGUGCUUGAGGAAACAGGCACCUGGGGUAGUUUGUGCAGCCAGGUCCUACCCCAGGGAGGAGAUACCGGAGCCCAGGUGCCUCCUCUGCUGCAGGCCAAGUGGAGAUUUAAGUGAAUAGGUGAAAAUACCUACUGUUCUAGAGAGUGGAAAAGUGUCCCAGGGACUGCAUGGUUUCAGGCAUGCCUGCUCCAGCUCUGACCUUGAGAGCAGCCAGAGGAACGGUUGCUGGGAUGUGGCAGGAUCCAGCUCCCCAGGAGAUCAGGAGCAGGAAUGAGCCCAGCUCCUCCUUGCAUGGCUGGUGGGUGAGUCAUGCAUUAGAAUAGAUGGCAUUUUAACAGUUGCAGCCCUGAGUUUCCUACAGUGAUGAGAUCCUUUGUUUUAGGAACCCAGGUAUGUCCUCCUGGUGCAUGUGGGCUAGACUUUUAAAACAUUACACGUGGGGCUACCAUGUUAAAAGGAAAACGGCCAGGCAUGGUGGUCUGCAAAAACACCAAAUAGCAACACCACCUAUGUUUUUUGAGAUCUGAGGCUGUGACUUGAGGGAGCAUGCUCUGUGCUGUGCUCAUGAGAACUGAGCAAGGCCACGGUUCCAGCAGUGUUCCCACUCCUCUGCAUGCUGGUAGCAUGAUUGCCCAUAGCUGAUGCUCAGCCCUGCUUCACAAAGAAGCAUGGCUUGAUCUCCCCUCAUCCUCCCCAAUUGUUUGCCUUGGUCUAAUUUAAAAAAAUAAACAACACGACUGUUCUAAUUAAAAAAAAAUAACACUUCCUUUUCCUCCUACAGAUCAUGCCUCAGGAUGAAAGUGUGCCAUGUAAAUUCAAGCAACAAUGGUUACUUGCAAGUGGUGUGGUUUUUGAUGCUGCGAGCCAGUUUGAGCUGCACUUGUCCCCAUCAUCUGGGUUUUUUCCCCUCCUCUUUCCCCUUCAUUUAUACAGACUAAUUACCAGUGCAGUCAGUUCUGUAAAUUGGUUGCUGUUCCUAUUGAUCAGAGAAUUGAUCAGCCUAUAACCUAAUUCCUCCAUGCUUUUCCUGCCCCUGAGGUCCCUUUUGGUUAGCCUAUGCACUGAAUGGGUCCAUGGGUGCAAAUGACAGUGACAGGGACAGCUGGGAUGAGCCUGCUCCUUUCUACAGGAGGUCAGAGAGGACUUGGGUCUGCUCUGUUUGUGAGAUUCAGCCUGGGGAAGAUGGUGAUGGGUUAUGAGAUACAUGAGAGAGAUUGAUUUUCAUCAUCACUGAAAGCACAUGGGUAACUACAUCCAGUAUGGGUCAGAUCACAUGGGUUCAUAUCCUUAAUGAGUGAUUUUUUUUUGUGUUGACCUCUACUGCUAAUUAAUAUGGACAAGUAAACUCAGAUGGCUCAACUUUUUUAGUACUUUACUGGUAAUUGAUGAUGCUGCUCAAAGCAAAAAACAAAGUAGCCCUUUAUCAGUUUUAUUUUAUGUUUACCUUGUGUACAUAAGUGUUUGCUGAACUGCCCAGAGCUUGUGAGAACAGGAAUGGGAUGCAGAACACAUUCCCCUCAUAGCAUAACUGCUUCAAAUGGUUGUGGUAGAAUAGCUGCACUGCCCUUUGCAAAGGGCCUGGCUUUCUUUAGAAGGGUUUUUUCACCUUUUCUUAGCACUUGGUUCCUUGAUUUAAUAUUCCCCACUGCUUUACUCCAGCUGCUUUUGUUUCUUUCGGAGGGAGCAAAGAAUCUCACUAGCUCUUCCAUUUCUGUUUUGAAGUUGUUCCCUCUUCCCCCACUCACCUCCCAGCUCAUGGUUUGUAAAGAUGUUUAUGUAUGAAGUUACUAUGGGAACACUUUUUUGAUGAGAGGUUCUUGUUUUAUGUAUUCAAGAAGUAAUUUCUUACAUAUACCUUGGUGACACGGUCUGCAAAUUGUGAUUUACAGCAAGAGACUUCUUUUCGAUCUCUCAGAUACUUAGAUAAGAUCUCUUACCUCUUAGAUAAGAACCAAAUUUCUAUGUUCUUUUUCAGGUCUGUUUUAUUUGAUCUUUUCUACCCUCCACAUUAGAUAAGAAAGUGGAAGAGUUAAGAUAAAAUGCUAUUUCAUACCUGGAGUUUUGUCUUCCUUUGGAAAUAGGCAGCUUUGCAUGUUUAGAACCCGAGUGCAAUGCUGAAGAGGUUGUCCUAUGGCAGCUUCAGCAAGCAUCUCUAAAAAUUGCAAGUUUACAUUCACUUAGGCUGCUUCUUAAUUUUCUUAGCACAGUGUGGUGAGUAAUUUUGUUCUUCAAAGACCUAAGCACUUUGUACAGUUCAUAUAAAUCCCAAUUGUAAAAAAUAUUGUUAUUUAUGAGUACAGAAACUUCCUAGGCAGGGAAAGAAUUUAAAAGAUUGUACUGUUUUCCCAGACAAGCAGCCAAAACACCUUCUUAGUUUGUACUCAAGGGAGGCUGGAUGUAAAAGAUGCCAAGGAAGUGAUAUGGAUGGAUUCCCAUACCACUUCUCCCAGAAAUGUUUUUUCGUUAUUACUGCAUUGUAAACAAUGUUUACCUGUUUACCAUCAUUGCUGCAUUUGCCUCUUGGGCAUUUUCUUUCCUUCUGCCUGUGUUUCUGCAGGUACCACUGUCCUUCUCUUUUAACGACUCUUCCACAAUCUCUCCCAGAAAAGUUCUGAUUCCAGUGAAAAGAGAAAUCACAAGCUGUUGGCUGAUAGCAUAAGGGGAGGUUUAAAUGAUGCACUGUUCUCCUUCCUUUGUCCUUGAUGCUAGAGAGGUUUGCGUGUGGUGAGCUGUUAAAAUAAUCUGCUCUGCCUUUACCCAGUUUGUUUGCAUUUGUUGCCACUAUUAGCCAGGGAAGCCUUCUAUAUUUUUAAUGGUAUUUAUUUGGUUUUGGCGUAGUACUCAGUUUAAAUGUUUCUUCAGCUCAAGAUAAAGGUGUUUUCAAUUUCCUGCUUUGGCUUUUCCCUUCUUUUUGUCUAAAUCUGCAGGGGAUCAAAUCAAUGCACUUGAAUUUUGGGGUUUGUACAUUUUAUCUUUGAACAGGCACCUACUUUUCCUGUCUGGCUAGAUCUGGAUGACUCAGUGUUUGCUUGAUGGGCCGUGUAAAUUUCUUUUCAUGCUGAGAGAAGAGACUUUUUGAAAUAUGAUGAUUUUAUUCUCUGUUAAUAAAUUUGCAGUAUUAUCUUUAUCACCUUAAAAAUGUUGAUAGUUGGUCAACUUCUAGCUUACAUAUUUGUAGCACUUCUGUUCCACACUAGGUAUCCUUCAUGUCAGCCUUUUAGUUUUUAUUUUGCAGCUUUUUCUACGAAGGGGGACUACAUGUCUUGUGAGUGUUUAAAUGUGAAUACUUUUUAUGUGUAUAACAGUAAUCACUAUGUCUGGAAACUUUCUCUGUUGUAGAAGAGUUGUAGCCUUUGGGGGUUUUUUGACACUGACAAGCUAAUUACUAGCUUCCUGUGGUUUUCUUCACAGGCUUCUGGGCUGGCUAAAUAAGAGAUACCAGCUUUCACCAGGGGUCUGCUCUUUGCCAGUGAUACGAUUCUCCUAAACCCAGGGGAACAUAGAGAUUUUGCUUCCUACACUGUUGGUGUUUUCGGGCAGCUGAUUUUCUGUUAAAGCAGGGAGGCAGUGGAGUCCCUGUGAUAAGCAUCUCUCUGAUGUUUAUCUAGUGGCUGAUCUUGCCAGAGUGAAUAGACCAAGAAAUGGAGCCUAGUCCAGACCGACUCACUUAAGGUGCCAGUGCAGUUGUGUUGAGAAAUGAAGGUCAUCUUGAUCUGGUAAUUUCCUGUUACCAUUUAAACCGUGGUGUACCACUGACACAUACGUGUUUGUGUGGAUCCAGAUAGAUAACAGAAGAAACGACAGCCAGAAGGUUUUGAUCCCUCUUGUUCUCUGGUUUCUGGAGUCUUGGAAAAUCCCCAAUUCUCUCCUUGGUGCCUGAAAAAUAAGGACAUACCCAUUUUUCUCUUUCUAUCCCCCAGCUUUUAUGGAUGGAUGAUUGUAAUUACACGUUGACUUACUGAUAGCGAAAUUUGACACAGAUGAGUACAGUUGAAGGGAAGUCACUCAGCCUUUCUCUCUGAGGAGGCAUAAGCAGCACUUUGAAGUUGGAGUUUGGAAUGGGAAUGGGUAUUUAUUAACAGGAGUGCAGGCUGUGUUCCCCACCCCAUGAAGCCGAGGGCUGUAAGAUGCCAGAUGAGCUGUGGCAGAGCAUUGCUAAUCACACACUGCCCGGGCAAAGAGCUCCAGGGAAAGUUUUGCACGAUGCUGUUUGCAACCACCUCAACCUUGUUGAAGGCGACUAUUUUGGCCUUGAAUUUCCAGAUCAUAAAAAGAUGAUGGUGUGGCUCGAUCUUUUGAAGCCUGUUAUGAAACAGAUUAGAAGACCGAAGCACGUUGUUGUAAAAUUUGUGGUAAAAUUCUUCCCACCCGACCAUGCUCAGCUGCAGGAAGAACUGACAAGGUACCUAUUUGCAUUGCAAGUGAAGCAGGACCUGGCACAGGGAAGGCUAACAUGUAAUGAUACCAGCACUGCCCUCCUAAUCUCACAUAUAGUACAGUCUGAGAUUGGGGAUUUUGAUGAAACCAUAGAUCGUGAACACUUAGCGAAGAACAAGUAUAUACCUCAUCAAGAAGCACUAGAAGACAAAAUCAUGGAAUUUCACCGUAACCACAUGGGACAGACACCAGCAGAGUCUGACUUCCAGCUUUUGGAGAUUGCCCGUCGGCUGGAGAUGUACGGGAUACGCUUGCAUCCAGCCAAGGACAGGGAGGGGACAAAAAUCAACCUGGCUGUUGCCAACACAGGCAUUCUGGUGUUUCAGGGUCACACCAAGAUCAAUGCCUUCAACUGGGCUAAGGUUCGAAAGCUGAGCUUCAAGAGGAAACGUUUUCUUAUCAAACUACGGCCUGAUGUGAAUAGUUCAUUCCAGGACACCCUGGAAUUCCUUAUGGCCAGUCGAGAUUUUUGCAAGUCUUUCUGGAAGAUCUGUGUGGAACAUCAUGCCUUUUUCAGGCUUUUUGAGGAACCUAAACCAAAGCCUAAACCUGUUCUUUUUUCUAGAGGUUCUUCAUUUAGGUUCAGUGGUCGGACUCAGAAGCAAGUUCUUGACUAUGUUAAGGAAGGAGGGCACAAAAAAGUGCAGUUUGAAAGGAAACACAGCAAGAUUCAUUCCAUCAGAAGUCUGACUGCACAGCCUUCAGAACAGCAUACAGAGGUGCCAAAACAAACUGCUAGAGCCUAUGGAGACAACAAUGACACUGCAGCAGUGCAGAGCUGCCGGCAAGGGAAGGAGUUGAAAUCUUCAACAGAAGACACUGGACAGCACAAGAGCCCUUCCUUGAAGAAGAGUCCAAAGGAAGGCAGAAAGGUGGAUGGAGCAGUGGUCUCAGCAGUGGAGGAAGAAGAGGAGCCUGCUAAGGAUAGGAUGCAGCAGAACAGACCUCAAUCACAGCAGCCAAGCACAGCAGGUUCUCUGACUGGCAGCCCUCACCUUUCAGAGCUUUCCAUCAAUUCCCAAGGAGGACCAUCAGUGGCAAAUAUGACUUUAUCUCCAAACUUGAGCCCUGAUGCCAAGCAGUCAUCUCCCUUGGUCAGCCCUUUGCUGAAUGACCCAUCGUGCAUCAGGGCUGAUGAUGAGGAAGAGGUCAAAAGAAAGAGGUUCCCUGCUGAGAAAGCUUACUUCAUUGCUAAAGAAGUGGCAACCACGGAGCGAACAUACCUGAAGGACCUUGAAGUCAUCACAUCGUGGUUUCAGAGUGCAGUGAGUAAAGAGGAUUGCAUGCCUGAAACACUGAAAAAUCUAAUUUUCUCCAACUUCGAACCUUUGCACAAAUUUCACACUGGUUUUCUCAAGGAAAUUGAGCAGAGACUUGCUCUGUGGGAAGGCCGCUCUAAUGCUCACAUUAAAGGAGAUUACCAAAGAAUCGGAGAUGUUAUGCUGAAGAACAUUCAGAGUAUGAAGCAACUGACAAUUCACCUGCGAAAGCACAAUGAGAUUUUAAUGGAGCUGGAGAAUGGGAUGAAGAACUCCCGCAAGCUGGAGACCUUCUGCAGAGAUUUUGAACUACAGAAAGUCUGCUACUUGCCUCUCAAUACCUUCCUCCUCAGACCUUUACACAGGCUUAUGCACUACAAGCAGAUAAUGGAGAGGCUUUGCAAGCACUACCCUCCAAGCCACAUGGACUUCAGGGAUUCGAGAGCUGCCUUGGCUGAGAUUUCUGAAAUGGUGGCUCAGCUCCAUGGCAAUAUGAUAAAGAUGGAGAACUUCCAGAAGCUGCAUGAACUGAAGAAAGACUUGAUAGGCAUGGACAAUCUGGUGAUCCCCGGAAGGGAGUUUAUUAGGCUGGGCAGUCUUAGUAAGUUGUCUGGAAAAGGUUUACAGCAACGGAUGUUUUUUCUGUUUAAUGAUAUCCUGUUGUACACAAGUAGAGGCCUGACAGCAUCCAAUCAGUUUAAAGUCCAUGGGCAUCUUCCACUGUAUGGCAUGACAAUGGAGGAAAGUGAGGAGGAAUGGGGAGUUCCUCACUGUCUGACACUACGAGGUCAACACCAGUCCAUCGUUGUUGCUGCAAGUACCCGCGCUGAAAUGGACAAAUGGACUGAGGACAUCCAGAUGGCAAUAGACCUGGCAGAGAAAAGCAGUGGCCCUGCCCCAGAGUUACUGGCAAGCAGCCCACCUGACAAUAAGUCUCCUGAUGAAACUACUGUAGACCAGGAAUCUGAGGACGACCUCAGUGCAUCCCGCACCUCACUCGAACGUCAGUCACCACACCGUGGCAACACUACGGUGCACGUCUGCUGGCACAGAAAUACCAGUGUUUCAAUGAUCGACUUUAGUAUUGCUGUGGAGAACCAGCUGUCUGGAAAUCUGCUAAGAAAAUUCAAAAACAGCAACGGGUGGCAGAAGCUUUGGGUGGUGUUCACCAACUUCUGCAUGUUCUUCUAUAAAUCGCACCAGGACAAUCAUCCUUUAGCCAGCCUUCCUUUAUUGGGAUAUUCACUUACCCUUCCUUCUGAAUCUGAAAACAUUCAUAAAGAUUAUGUGUUCAAGCUACAUUUCAAAUCCCAUGUGUACUACUUCAGGGCUGAAAGUGAAUACACCUUUGAAAGAUGGAUGGAAGUGAUCCGAAGUGCCACCAGCUCUGCCUCACGCACUCGAGCUCUGAGUCACAAAGAGCCUCACGCCUAUUGACGGCUGAACAAGCCUCUGUGUUGAUUGUCCAGCAGCUGCUGAUUUUCUAGAGGACAUUUGAAACUCUUUUUCUCCCUCCAAGUUUAGGAAAACUUACACUUUGGUAAAAGAAGAGAAUUAAGUAUGGUUUUGCAGAAACUUUCACAAUUCCUCAGCAAAACUGUUUCAGUUCUCUGAAUAUACAAACUAGCUUACCAUCAUCCCAGUGGCUGCGGUUCAUUUCAUGUCUUGUAUUUUGUCAUUCUGUGCUGUUUUUAGCUUGUGCCAGUAUUAAAAUAUUGUCCUUAUUAGAGUGCCAAAUGCCAAAAGACGUUUUGUUGCCUCAAAGAUUGCACCUAAAAGAAUUCCCAGAUGACUGAAACCUGAAAACUUUCUCCUCUGAGGCAAACACUAUUUUCUUCUCUUUUCAUAAAAAUAUAUUAUUUUUUUUUACCAUGUUAAUCUGUAGACUGCUGGGCUUUUAAAUGUAGAUGGAUUUUCACAGUAUAGAAUAUAAUUAUAUAUACAGCAAGCAGUCUAACAGGAAUGAGAUAACUUUCAGAUUUCAUGCUUUUUUCCCCAGUCUUUCUACAUUUAAUCAGCAACGAUUUACUAAUUUUCUAUGUUUAACAAGGAAACAGUUGACAGCUCAUUCUCAUUUCCCUUUGGGGUCACAAAUCCAUGUGGUAUAACUAAAGUAUAGGGUUCUUACCUAACCAUUUUUUUGGUGCAAGUUGACCAAAUUGUUCAUCUGUUGGCUUUGAAAAGUGAGUACUACUUGCAAGACAAAAAAAUUUUAAAAUAAUCCAGUGCAAUAUUAUUUGGGCUGUUAAUGUACUGUGAAUGGUUAUGUACAAGAAGAAAUUAAAGGCUGUGGUGACAUUCUGCUGUUUGUUUUACAAACUUGAAAGAAAACCUGUAUGCUACAAGAACCGCAGCUAUUUGUGAUUCAUUUGCAGUGUUUUGGUAACUAAAUUGCUCUAAGCUGGGGGGUACUACUGAAGCCCCAAGUUUUCAUCCUGCUUGCUACACAUCCCAAACUGACUUGCAGUUUAUUGUUGGAAUUUCAGUCUCUCCCUCUCUCCCCUGGGACUCAGGCAGACAGAGAGCAACUUACACUACCUGCAGCAGAACUACCCAUUUCAUAUGCCUAGCUUGAACAUCAGCUGGCACCGCAUUUUGGAUAAGCUGGUGGCGUGCUGAGAAGGUUGGCAGCACUGUAUCUGCAAGGCUUAGAUGCUUUCCCUCAUGUUCUAAGAAACAUUGUCACUAGGGUGAUGUAAAAGUUCCACUGGCAGAAAGAAGUUUGCUGUGCUGGUAACACCCAUCACCAUUACAGGCCUUGGAGGAAGCACGGUGCUAAGCAGAGGGGGCCUGAAGGUCAGUCUGGGAAACGAAGCUGGGGAAGUUCUAUCCCUGCUUUUUCUUCAUCCAGCUGCUCGCUUUGUUAAUGGCUUGUCUGUGUGCAAUGUGUAAAAUGGCUUCUUACAGCUUUGCUCACAACAAAAGGGAAUAAAAUACCUCACAACACCAUUGUACAUAUGCCUGUUUCGAGACAGUAAAGCGUUCUUUCUGUUACCCCCAACCCCAGACAUACCUCUGUCCAAGAUGAGGAUGGGCUCCGAACCCCUAAGGACAAGCAGCAGUCCCCAUGGCCAAAUCCAAGCACACCCUGACAAAGGGAAACUCUUUUCAGAGCAUUUCCUUCAGCUGCAGGGAGACCUUCAGCCCCCUGGGCAGCUAGAGUGCUGCAGUUGCUCUUUGCCUCAGCUAGUGCCCCUGGCUCUCCAUACCAGUGCAAUAAUCACACCUACCCUGGAGCAUUGCCUCUGGCUAAGAUGUGCUGAAGAACAAACUUGGAAAGUAGGUAGGAAAAUCUGAAGCCCAUUUUCUCAGCUACAGGUCCCACUGCCUUGUCCAUUCUGAGCCUGUGACCCUACCCUGUGGUAACAUACAGGAAUUCCAGUGCUUCAGGACUGACCAGGAAUGCGAGCAAUGAUCUGCACAGCAAGGAGAGGAAAUAACAGGUGAAUAAACAUGUGAACAACAACUCAGCUGCAGCCAUACUGGUCUGGGAAAACAAUGCUGAAAAAGCAACAGCACUUGAUGUUGCUAUGAAGUAAAACGCUGCAGACCUGGUCCUGCCAAAAAUUAUUAUUAUUGAGUGGUAAAAUAGUACCUUACAAGAGAGGGCCCUGCAUCUUCCCUAUAGAAUUGUUGUCUAUGACAGUGAGAGGCUUUUUUAAAAAUGGAAAUUAUAUUGAGGGCCAUGCCCUUAAUUCAGCCAAAACUGAAUUUUAUUUUAGAACCCUGGGGCUUGUUGGAUAGAAUGUUCAUUAACUGCUGUCUGCUGCAGUAGUUUAUUCUGAGCUCUCCAAAGAAAUCAAGAUCUUUUCUCAUUACGUUUCAGUUUAACACAAGGUGAAAAGAUUUAUUUAAUUUUAUUUGGAAAAUAAGGCAAAGACCAAAAUACAGUGAUAUUUAUUGUUAAGGGCAGAGACCAAGUUAGGCUGUGGGUGCAACUUUCAGAAUACACACCUAAUCACCAUUUACACCUUUUUGUAUUAUUUUUCCUAUUAAAAAAGAAGUAUAACACAAGAUUAUUUUUUCUGCUCUACUAAUGUGACUUUCCAUUUACUUUUAAAAUGGAACCAUUUGAACUGCUGUCACCUGUCAGCAUUUUCCUAGGUGUCUAUUCCCAGGGUUAACCCAAAACUGAAAUGAUAGUAAGAGAGUAAAUCUAUUGUCUUGAUGCUCGUAUCUUGGAAACAGGCAGAGUCCACGUGUGUGAAUAAAACUGAAAUGUACUAGAAAAUUCAGAUGUACAACCACUUAUUUUUAAUCCUGAUUCACAUCAUAGCACUGCCUGUGCAGUCAAGCAGGGCCUGCAGAGAGGGAGGGUCACUGUGUGCCAGGUCAGGAGCUGUCACUAAACACAUCUCUCUCAGCUGCAGGAAAACCUCAGACAGGGCACUCCAGGAGAUUUGCUGCUGGUGUUGUUAUUACUCACCAUGAAAUAGUUGCCAGUUUCCAAUAAUGGAAAAAUAAAAACAAAACAGGGACUUCAUUGCCUGAAAGAGGUUGCACCACAGGCAAACGGAUCAAAAAAGCCUGGAAUCCUGUGGUUUUUUCAACAAGAUUAAACAUCUCCACCAUUUAUCUGCUGUCUAAUUUAACCUCUGUUAAGAUGUGUUUGAUAAUAUACCUCAAACCGACCUCUUUUCAGAACAUUUUAUUUGAAGAACACUGACACCUUAAUGCCUUUGUAAAUUCAGCUGAAACCAGACAAAAAUGACAGACUGAAAGACAAGUCACCAGGUAGGGGAAAACACGCUGUGAUUGCAGAAAUCUUGAUAAAAGUCUCUGACUAAGGAGGAAGAAAAAUUCAUUUUAGAGACAAAUUCAGGUGUAAUAGCCUGCCAUUCCAUCAGCCAAGAACAAGGAUCAAGAAAGACCUGAAAAACCAAAUUUUGCCCAUUCUUUCUAUACAGGACCAAUUACAUGGUCUUAGCCCUCAAAAGCACAGUUACCUAUGUGCAGGCAGAUGCACAACUCCAGCUGCUACAGCACAUGGACACUGCCUCUGCCCUGGGGCAUAGGGAAGCUGGUAGGGGACAAAAUAACGGGCAAUGUACCACACAUACAGAUUUUAUGAGCAGAAAAUAGUAAUGAAGUACAACUACAGGAGUGCAGCUGUCACACAGUUUGUCACGAGGUAAAGGUGCAAUCCAUGUAGUUUGUUGUGAGCAUUUAAAUCAGUUUCACUGGACUGGCAAGAUGGAGGCUACAAGGUGGGCUUUAAAUCACUGUCAUCUGUAAGUGCUACAAAUUCUGAUCUGAUUGCCAUUAAAAAUACAACACUGUUUAAUAACCUUUCUGCAUAUCAUUACUGACACACGGGCAAUAACUGCUCUAGAAGCCCAAAGAGCAUCCCCUCCAGGGAGGGGGCCCUGAAUCUCAUCUCACUGACCACUCAGGUGGCAACAUUUCAUGAAAUUUUUCCUUCUUCGUUAUGUAGUUUACAAGGAGGUUUACUGUGUUGGUGUAGAGUGACAGAAGUAAAAUUUAAAUACACGGUUAUAAACAGGCAGCAACAUUACAGAAAAUAAGACACACCCUUUCAUGGUCCUCUGAAAUCAUGCAUUCAAGGUGGCAAGAAACCCUUGCACACGAUUUGUCCAUGGCAUGUACUUCAGUGCAGUUCCCAGCACAUCUGCACAACACAGUUAAAAGCAGGAAACACAUUUGUGCUAUACCUUCAGCUCCUCCCCAGCAGCCUACUUGAUCCUUGCAUGACACCUGUGCUGAUAUUAUCAGCACUCUGGAUAAUCUUCCAAUGGUGGCAUUUUUGAAGGCAAAACACAUUUCAUUCAAGUUACUGUACAACUACUACGAACUGCUACCACGCAGUUUAAAAAGUAGUAAGAACAACACAGAAAGUAGUGAGAGCUAAAGAAGACAUUGCCCAACUACACUGAAAGCACAUUAAGAGGCAGAUGAUGGCGUGCCAGGCUACAGGAGGAUGGGAACUCGCACUGAGCCAGCUGCUUUGCAGUGAGGUGCCAACACACCCAGCCUGACCUUCCCCCUCCACCUGCCCCUCUUGCACAGCAGGGGCAGAACACCCCAGUUAGGGCAUUCCACAAAGAUCAGUUUAUCUUCUGUUCCCACAAGCUCACACACUGCGAUGGAGCUGCAAAGGAACCACGGCACUGCAGAGUGAAGUUACUGCUUUGUUACUACACCAAAAGUGUUCUGUGCCCUAGCACAUCAUCCUUCAGUAAACUGAUCAGCAACUACAAAGUGCAACUGCAGAGAAAAUUAGGGUAACAAAAUAGAUCUGAGAGUUAUAAAAAAGCAAGCCUUCAGUUCAAAUAACUGAUUUUAUUGUUUUUAAACAGUGAGUUUAUUUACUGCCUAAUCAUGAAAUCCCUGACAAAUAAGCAGUUCUACUAAUUUAAAGGUUUGCAUAAAUAGGGAUAGCUUGUCAUUUAGUAUAGUCAAGACUGAGGGAAGUACUACCUGCACAGAAAAAUCAUCAGUGCAACAUCGUAACACAGACAUGUUUUAAGCAUGAAAAAAACCUCUCAAAAAUAUCAAUACACUUCUUUUCCUCUGAGAAACUGAGGUGGUGCUUCUUUCAAAUGAAGCUCCUCUUCUGUUACCAAUAUAGACCUGAUUUUUAAAGCAUCAAUACUUUUUAAUAGCAAAUGAUUGUACUUCUACAUUCAAGAUACAGCACACUUUUUUUUUCAGUGAAUCUCAGUUUAGGAUAGUCUAUAUUUAAAUAAUCUGUAUAUUACAUAUAAAAAUACACAUCUCUACCAUAAAUGAGGUCUUGUCUUCUUCUAAAUGCCCAAGCCUUUUGGCCACCUGUCCUCACCACAAGUCUUACUCAUCUUAAGCUCUGACACAUUCAUCAAGCAAAUUCUGCCACUGUCUACUCAGAGAAGUACUUCCUCAACAUACAGUCCUGGAACACAACUAAAAUGCAACUCAAAACACAUAUAUAUAACUUUUCAAAUGAGUGUUCAAAGACUGUAGCUUAGAAUUUAAUUCAACUUGCUGAUUGAUAAAUUCUUGACAUUCAAGCCAGCAGCGUAAGUUUAACUUCCCCACUAAGUCUCAAGAGUUCUGUGCAUCUCCCAGUAAGCUCACUUUAAUUUCCAGUCCUUACAAUAACAGAUGACUAGGGAACAGCUUACACUGAUCAAUUUAUACUUCCAAUGCAAACACACCUGUUGAUUUCUUUGUGCAGUCACAGCACAGGGAUCUACUGAAGGUUGAAUGUUCUCAUAUUGAGACAUCAACAGGUAAAUUUCCAUUGCACUGCAGUCUGAUGCCCAUUUCACAAAAGCAGUGCUAAAUUUGUUUCCUCAAAAGUGAGGCUAUCCAUAACACUUAGGAGCACACUAAACAACAUAAUUAAAAAUAUUAAUCAAAGUGGAGUUGUAAAACAUUGCUCAAACUUUAGCAUUGUUCAAUUUAUUUUAAAUUCCCUUAGCCAUAAAGGAAACCCAUUACCUCAUUAGGCUGGCAAAUGAGUAAUGCCUGAAAGCAUGGCCAUAAGAUGAACACACAACUACAUUUCUUCCAGCUGUUGUUUCAACCUGGGCAGAAGUCCAUUAGCUGUGUUAGCAAGACAGUGUCCUCUUACUGUUAAAUUCUUAAAUUAAUAAAUUAAGGCUAUUAAUAUGCAUAGACUAAGGGCUAUCAUGGUGAUAGAAGUCCUGGAAGGAGAUCUCACCAGCUUCCACAAUGGUUAGAGUACCUGGGUUUCUUGUACCAAGCCAGGCAGAUAUGCCUGUAUUUUAAAUGUUAAUCCUUUCUGUUCCAAAGCUCCCAUCUAUAUUUUUUUUAAAAAGUAAAUAUAUUAAGUUACUUCACAGUCAUGCAAAGCAUAAAGUCAUCAAUUUCUUCAUUAAAGAAGGCAAAAAUGCUCUCUUAGCUACUGGAAUAAGAACCUGAAUAUAGUCUUGGUGAAACCAACCAAGGUAAACCUCAGAGUAAUACUGUGGGGAGAAAAAAAAUAGCAGCUACCUAAUCAACUGUGCAUACAACUAAUGAACUAGUAUUACUGUUUCCAAGAUCUAUGACACCUAUAGUCAGCUAUCUAGAAGCCCUCACAGGAAUACUGGAAAUUUUAAAAUUCAGAAUUUCAAGAAGAAACUUUUCUCUGGAGAGGCAGGCAGCAGGACCCAGCACACAGCACUCACGCUGCUUUGCAGUCUCUCUGUCCAACAUCUAUCCAUUUUGGUAAAGAGAUGCAUAGAUCUAGGCAGCGAGACCAAAUACUGGAUCCAUGGAUGAUUUUUCUUUUAUGCUGAAAGUCUUUUGUUUUAAUGAUAAAAAUAGGCAUGAUAAAGAAAUACUUGCCACUGUCUCAGAAUCUACACCUUAAGGAGGUAUUUCAGAAUAAAUGAAGGGAAUAAAGAUUUCUCUGAGCAUUUAAACAUGUUCAGGUGAAAAAAAGA